AUGUCAAAGGUACCGGGUAUUAAACAUAUGAGAUCUAUAAAGGCAUUAGUGUUCGAUAUGGAUGGGACAUUGUGUUUACCACAGCCAUGGAUGUUUCCUGCAAUGAGAAAAGCGAUUGGUCUCGAGGAAAAGUCCAUCGAUAUUUUGAAAUUUAUUGAUGAUAUGCCAACAGAGGUUCAAAGGGUGAAGGCUCGUGAGGGGAUUCAUGACGUAGAAGAACAAGCUAUGAUGGAAAUGGAACCACAGCCAGGGUUGGUAGAACUGAUGGGUUAUUUAACGACACAUGCAUACAGUAAGAGUAUAUGCACUAGAAAUGUGAUUACGCCGGUGAAUUAUUUUGUGUCUAAAUUUAUACCUGUGGGGUUUAAUUUAUUCGAUUAUAUUAUGACAAGAGAUUUUAGACCGACUAAACCAUUUCCUGAUCCAUUGCUUUAUAUUUCUAAAGAAUUGAGUAUUGAUGCAUCUGAAAUGAUGAUGAUUGGUGAUUCAAUGGAUGAUAUGAGGAGUGGUAGAAGUGCUGGAUGUGUUACAGUACUAUUGAAAAACCAUGUGAAUGGGCAUAUAAUGACAGAUCAUAAAGAAUUUGUAGAUUAUCCUAUCGAUAAUUUAUCUGAAAUUAUUGAUAUUUUAGAAAAAAUAAAUAGAGAAUCAAAAAAAUAA
Molecule: messenger RNA, 660 nt
Organism: Maudiozyma barnettii
Lineage: Eukaryota; Fungi; Ascomycota; Saccharomycetes; Saccharomycetales; Saccharomycetaceae
Product: putative haloacid dehalogenase-like hydrolase
Exons: 1
Coding region: 1-660 (219 amino acids)
Source: RefSeq, a predicted model, not a curated record